Molecule: messenger RNA, 1635 nt
Organism: Colletotrichum siamense
Lineage: Eukaryota; Fungi; Ascomycota; Sordariomycetes; Glomerellales; Glomerellaceae
Product: Beta-glucuronidase
Exons: 4
Coding region: 1-1635 (544 amino acids)
Source: RefSeq, a predicted model, not a curated record
AUGUCGGCCCGCGAGACUAUAAGUGCUGUGGCCUCGGUCAUGAGCGAUGAGCUCUGGUGUCUCUUCGCCACAUACAUACCGGGCGUCAACAUGAUCAAAGGGCCCCGAACACUGCUUUCCGCCGCGGCCUUGGCGCCGAGAGCCUCCGGCCUCAAUCCCGUCCCGGGACCUGAAAGUGCCAGUGCCGUCUUCGACGCCUUUCUAAGUUACUCGCUUGAGUUUGGCUUCUUUCCAGAUUUUGCAGGAAACAAGUCCUCCCCCAACACCUUCUCGGACAACUUGUUGGUGAACUUGGGCAAUUUACAGGGCACUCGGCCUUAUAUUCGAGUUGGUGGGAACACACAAGACUACGCCCUCUACGACGAAUCACUUCCGUACGCCGUCAACGGAACCUACGAUUUCAAUCGAUCCAAGGACUACCCGACCACCAUCCAUAUAGGCCCGUCAUUCUUUGAAUCUUACAGUACUUUCCCGGAUACCAAGUUCACCCACGGCUUCAACCUCGGGCUAGGCGCGAAUCGCUCAGAAGGAUGGGAGACUCUGGUCGCCACCGUGCCGCUAGCCUGUAAAGCCAUCGGCGUCGACAACCUCGAUGUGUGGGAGUACGGCAAUGAGCCCGACCUCUUUUCCACCUCAGCCCAAGGUCCCGUUCGGCCUCCGUCGUGGAACGAAUCCAUUUAUGUGGAGCAGUGGCUCAACGGCACCCGGGAGAUCGCAUCCGUCCUGGCCGAAGCUUGCCCCGAGUUCCCGGCCCCAGUGUUCAUGGCCCCUUCGAACGGAGGAACAGGAAACAGACUCCGCGCCCCGGCGCAGUGGGCUGCUGGACUGAACACCGACAACAACAUCGCCCUGUUCUCAAGCCACAACUACAUCAGCGGCGCCGAAAGUCCUGGAGUUACUUUGCAGGGCACUUUGAUGAACCAUACCCGGACCGUCCAAUCUGUUCAAGCUCAUGAGAGGGAGUACGCCAACAUCACGUCUCGCUUCGAUGAUGUGCCGCCGCAGAUCCUAGGAGAGCACAACUCGCUCUACAACCAGGGCAAACCGGGGUUGUCAAACUCGUUUGGUGCGGCUCUUUGGGGCAUUGACUUCAAUCUUUAUGCUGCCACGGUUGGCAUCAAGCGGGUUCACUUGCACAUGGGCACUGAUUAUCGAUAUGCGAGCUGGCAGCCAGUCAGUACAGAGACGACAUCCAUCGGGACCAAGGCCCCCUAUUAUGGCAACAUCGCCAUCGCCGCCUUCAUCAAUCCGGGCCUCUCCUCCGACCCCGUCUCUGUCGUCCACGUCCCAUUAUCAGACGACAACGAGAGGUCCUCCGCUUACGCAGCCUUCCAAGGAAGCGAUCUGACGCGUGUGCUCGUGAUCAACUUGCAAGCAUACAACUCCACACUCGGGGGUACCGGUACCAGUCCGGACCCUGAAGCUCCAGAGCGGCCGACGUUCUCGUACGCCUUUGAGGUCCCCUGGCAAGAUGGCACGGCGAAGGUUCAGCGGCUACAUGCGAAUGGAAGCGACGCCGUCUCGGGCAUAACGUGGGAUGGCUGGAGUUACAACUACGAACUCGACGAGGGUAGGCCUGUGAAGCUUGAUAAUGUGACCGUUGGCGAGACGGUAGAGGUCAAGGAUGGUCAAUAG